This is a messenger RNA of Cygnus atratus (black swan), 3074 nucleotides long. RefSeq names its product par-6 family cell polarity regulator gamma (gene PARD6G). The coding region runs from base 95 to 1249 and encodes 384 amino acids. NCBI's taxonomy places the organism in Eukaryota, Metazoa, Chordata, Aves, Anseriformes, Anatidae. Gene Ontology annotation, cellular component: cell cortex; apical plasma membrane; nucleus. The record is from RefSeq and is a predicted model, not a curated record. Gene Ontology annotation, biological process: establishment or maintenance of cell polarity; centrosome cycle; regulation of cellular localization. Gene Ontology annotation, molecular function: protein kinase C binding. The transcript has 3 exons.
CGGCCGCGCGCGCGGGGCGGGAGGGCUCGGGGCUGGCGGCGGCGGCGGCGGCGGCCCCGGGAGGCGAUCGCGGUGCGGCCGCGGCGUCGGGAAGAUGAACCGGAGCUUCAACAAGUCCCAGACUCUGCGCUACCUGGAGUGCAGCGCGGUGGAAGUGAAGAGCAAGUUUGGGGCAGAGUUCAGAAGGUUCUCCCUGGACCGCUACAAGCCGGGAAAGUUUGAAGACUUCUAUAAACUAAUUCUUCACAUUCAUCACAUAGCCAACCUGGAAGUGAUGAUUGGAUAUGCUGAUGUGCAUGGAGACCUCCUCCCUAUUAACAACGAUGACAACUUCUUCAAGGCCGUUUCAAGUGCUCAUCCGCUGCUCAGGGUUUUUAUACAAAGGCAAGAUGAAGUGGACUACAGUAAUUUUGGGACCAACACGCUAUCAAGGAAGAAGAAGGCUCUGGUGACUCUCCGCAACGACAAUCUCCGCCGGCGCCCUCACAUUAACAUUAGCAUGCCUCAUGAUUUUAGACCGGUGUCUUCCAUAAUCGAUGUGGACAUUCUUCCCGAAACACACAGGAGAGUGAGGCUGUAUCGACACGGGUGUGAGAAACCCUUAGGAUUUUACAUUCGCGAUGGCACCAGCGUAAGGGUUACUCCUCACGGACUGGAAAAAGUACCCGGCAUCUUCAUCUCUCGUAUGGUUCCUGGAGGAUUAGCGGAGAGCACGGGCUUGCUGGCUGUCAACGACGAAGUCCUGGAAGUUAACGGCAUUGAAGUAGCAGGAAAGACUCUCGACCAAGUCACAGACAUGAUGAUUGCCAACAGCCAUAAUCUUAUUAUCACAGUCAAGCCAGCAAACCAGAGGAACAAUAUUAUUCGAAGCAGUAGGAUGUCUGGUAGCUCUGGCCAGUCUACAGACAGCACUGCUAGUCACCAUAGCUUGCCUACAUCCCACGUGCUGCAGAACUUCCACCCCGAUGAAAUGGAGAGUGACGAAGAGGCUGACAUUGUCAUCGAGGGCGGUCUGGAGCCACAGCACAUUCCUAAACUGCACAGCCUUACUUCCAGUAGCCUCUCUCGAAUCAACGGCAGCAGCCUUAGCCACAGACUUCAAAGGGACCUGGUGCUCAACAACAACUCUGGCCGAGAAAGCAAUGGCAACAUCCACAAAUUACUCAGUUCCUUAAAAACUGAUCCCCGGCACAGUCUGGUUAUCCCCAGAGGAGGCAUCGAGGAGGACGGGACAGUCAUUACACUUUAGUAGCAAUUCCUGCAACUCUCUUUUCAGUCUUAAGUGCCAAUGAGGACAAUUAACUCUUGCAAUAUGUUAUGCACAAAACAGAGAGCUGAUAUUCUCAUAGACCUCAGAGGUGCAGAAAAUUGUUGCUGUCUAGGAAACAUGGCAUCUGGAGUUAAGACAUAAGACUGUCAUGCACUGCAGAAUUUGUCAGGAGAAUACCAGGGUGUAAAACCUGGUCUACAUCCCAGCCCUAAAGUGAGAAGGCAAAUUAGUUUUAGUUCUUAUAAAUCUAAGCAGUCUUAUAGGCCACCACUGGCAGUGCUACGUACUUGGGUUUGAAUGCAUGGGUGGAUGUAUUUAUACAUGCAUGUAUAUGAAUUAGGUUUUAAUAGUAAUAACAGACAUGUCUAUUUGAAGUGGAAUCUGUUUUUCCUCUAAUAGGAGUUUAAAAAGAGCGCUUCUUAAUAGCUAUCCGUUCUUUUAGCAUUACAGACAGACCUUCCACUAAUUUGUUUAUACCAUAUUUGCAAUGUUAUGUCUAAUCCAGACACGUUCUAUAAAAGGAGCGGUUUCCUGCUCUGGUGGUAACAGCAGUAGGGAGAUGCUGCAAAUCCAUUUUCCAAAUGAAAGUAUAUAUGUAUUUUUAAAAAGUCUAGGGUGGGGAGGUUGGAGGACGUUGACGUUAUUGCUUUGAGAUCAGCACCACCUGCUGGUCAGAGGCAGGCCUGCCUGCAACACGAUUUUGUCCUGUCCUGGAACAGAAAACCGUGAUACUGAGGGCUUCAAACCAGGUUCAGCACCAUUAUGUGUAAAAUGUAUUCCUUUUCUUUUUCGAUAUUUAUUAGAUAAUACCUCUUUUUCAGUUGUUUUUUUUUUUCAUGCUCUGUUUUUUUCAAUAUUAUGGCUCAUAUGAAUUUUAGGGAUACAUGCGAGAAGGCAAAAGUGGAAGAGUAUGCUAGGACUGUCCCCUUCACCACAGAAACAGGUUCUUGCUACAUGUUUGGGGCAACCAAAAUCCCACAAGGUCUUUCCUUACAAAAGAUUGGCCAAUUGCUAUACAAACGAGGGAUGUUGACUGCCUUUCAAACCUAACCUUAGAGUAGUUCUAUUAUUUUUGGACUCUUCUAGUAAUCAUAAAGCUUAAUGUCUACACAUGAUUUCUAGAAACUUAGAGUAUACUGGGUGUUUGUGAUGGCUGGACAUCUCUACUGGAUGCUGGUUAAGGGGUAACCAGCGACUGCUGAGUCGAUAACCGUUCACUUCUGAAAAUGCCAUGGAUUUAUUAAAGUGGUCAAAUCUAAAAUAUUUUGUUAUAUCUUGAUCAGUGUAAGGAACAAAAUAUAAAUGUUUUACAAUGUAUUUUUCUACUUUUAGCUUGUGUCACUUUCUGUUUUUAACUUUGUAGUACAUUAAAGCUUUUUUAUAUGGUGAACUAGACAUUUCUUAAAUAUUGUAUGGAUAUGAAAAUUCAGAAGUCUUGGUUUGAAAAAAAUUACAUUCCAUUUUGGAAUUUGUAAUGGCUGGACAAGGGAUGGUUGGACUAAUUCAUUAUCGCUGAUUUAGAAUACCUGUGGAACAGCCAGUCUUCUGCUCAUUGUUAAAUGUUUUGGAUGCUGAACUUAGUGUGUUUCUUUUAGAUUUGCUUUAAAAGUUUAUUUUAAAAUACUUUCACUUACUCUAAUUCUCUUCUAGGUGUCACAGCAGCUAUACUUAUUUUUCCCAGCACAAUAAGAAUAUUGAUCCUGUUCGUCUUAAAAAUGUUUGUACUUUACCAAAGGUUUUCAUUUUUUAAAAAAAUCUGACUAUAUUGGUGCAGUAAAAAAAAAAAAAAAAAAGAGCUGGAUAU